AGUAUGGCAGAGGGAACAAGAUGCUGCUGCUGCCAAUCCCAUGUUGCAACCGAGGAGGGUGACCAUGCACAUCAUCGCCGACCCAAACAACGACCCUCGGCGAUACAAUCAACCAGCUGCUCAUGUGAAUGAGGUAGCAGUUGUCUUUGUUGGUGAAGAUGGUCUGCCACCAAGGAACCUCGAUCUGGUCAUAUACGAUUCAAACCCAGUUGAUCCAAAUCACCGGAUGCAAAGCAUUUCAGCAGGCUCAUCUCACGCAGAUCCAAUGCUAUAUCCCCUUUUUUUCCCGUACGGGGAAACCGGUUGGCAUUACAACCUGCUACAAGAAGGCAACCGCCGGAACGCGGUUCGCGUUAGGAACACUAUCAGGGAGUUUGUGUGUUACCGUCUGGCCAUUAGAUACACUGGAACCAAUAGCAAUGGGAAUGAAGGCCAUGCAUUUAGUUUAAUACAUGCAGGUGGUUUUUUAUUACAGCAGUACAUGUGUGAUCAGUACAUUCGCAUGGAAGCGAACAAUCUGCGCUACACUCGAGACAAUCAGAGAGCGCUCUUUGCUGAUGCUUAUCGGGGCCUGGUGGACCACAUAAACCAACAGCUCCACGUCGACGAAAUCGGCCCUGUUGGACGCAGGACCAUUCUACCAUCAACCUUUGUAGGUGGCCCUCGGUACAUGAAACAAUGUUACCAAGACGCAAUGGCCAUUGUGCGUAAGUAUGGAAAGCCAGACCUAUUCAUAACGUUUACGUGUAACCCUAGGUGGCCAGAGAUAGUAGACAACAUUCCAAGUUGGUUGAAGGCAAACGACAGACCCGAUUUGGUGGCGAGGGUUUUCCAUGCAAAACUGAAGGAGCUGAUGCGUGACAUAACGACCAAUAGGGUGUUUGGUAAUAUAGAUGCUUAUGUGUACACAAUUGAGUUUCAGAAACGUGGUCUUCCACAUGCACACAUACUCAUAAUUUUGCACGAGGACAGCAAGUUGCUUACAGCCGACGAUGUUGACAAUGUUGUGUGUGCCUACUUGCCUGACCCUGCAACUGAAAGGCGCCUAUUUGAUAGUGUGAAGUCACACAUGAUUCACGGACCGUGUGGACAACUCAACGGCAACAGUCCGUGUAUGAUUGACAACAGUUGUUCAAAGAAGUAUCCCAAAGAAUACAGCGAAGAGACUGUGUACGUUUCAGAUAGUGGUUAUCCAACUUAUCGCAGACCGAACAACGGACUUGUGGUAAACGUCAGAGGUCACCCUGUCGGCAAUGAGUUUGUUGUCCCCCACAACCCAUACUUGCUGGUCAAGUAUGACGCACACAUAAACGUUGAGGUGUGCUCUACUAUAAAGAGUGUGAUGUAUUUAUAUAAAUAUGUCUACAAAGGCCAUGACGCUGCUACCUUGGAAGUCUGGAAUGGAGAUGAAAUAGAAAAGUAUAUGAAUUAA
This is a messenger RNA of Rhopalosiphum padi (bird cherry-oat aphid), 1432 nucleotides long. RefSeq lists its product as uncharacterized. The coding region runs from base 41 to 1432 and encodes 463 amino acids. The record is from RefSeq and is a predicted model, not a curated record. NCBI's taxonomy places the organism in Eukaryota, Metazoa, Arthropoda, Insecta, Hemiptera, Aphididae. The transcript has a single exon.